AUGAUUGCUAUGGGCGAAGGACAUAUCGCCGUGCCAUAUCACAACAUCAAGAAAUUCGAUACAGUCAAGUGGAUAGAAAUCGGCGCCCCCGACGGGCACGAACAUUCUGUCUUUGACAUCUCACUAUCUCUGGAUGAACAAAUCCUUGCGAGCGCAUCGGACGAUGCGACAACGCGACUAUGUAACCUCGAAAACAAUCAGCCUAUUGGACCACAUCUGCACCUUGAAGAGGUUAAACGUGCGGCCUUCACUGCAGAUGGAAAGUUCCUCGCCGUUGAAGCUGGGCUCAAUGACCUCCUGUCAGAACAUAUGACGAAUCUUCCUUUGAACACCAUUCAACGUGUAUGUUAUGCUUUCCUUGACCAUUUGCGUCAUUUCGAGCAUCCACAUCCUAGGCUGACGUUAUACGACGAUGAGUCCCGAAAUUCAAAGGUGUACUACCAGGGUUUUUUGGAUGACUUCGCACGACAGCACCGCAUCAACGUAGUCUUCUCGGUCACUUACCUUCCUUCCGGCGCCGCCGCUCUCAUCUACCCGGAGAAACUGAACGCAAUACCCGUCUCGAUCCCGCACUCUCAGCUGGGCACAAAGCCUCGUCUGGCAUGCUACGCAGACAGACAUCCAGUUGCGAGAGCCACCAGUAGUUGAGGCCUCGUGGCGCAGAGGAACUAUCACGCAAGAGGGAGGACAGCUACCAACUCUCGGCCGGUCAAUCCCCAUACCACGCAGUAACACAGCGGAAUGACCCAAAUCCAAACAUUAUCCACGACACUUCAUGCAGUCACUGGCAUUGCAGUGGCAUCUGGAACAAUGUCACAUCCGGACAUCACUUUGGAAAUGAAUCCGUCAAAAUAGUGGUAAAGAUCUUUCUAUUGUCUGGACUUGCGCUCGCUACAUUCAACGUACUUAUGUAUACGCGAUCUUAAUCAUGCAUCAUGAUGUGUGCUUGCGCACUUCUGUUGAUCAACAUACAAGCUUCGCAUAUUUCAUGUAUGAGCGUUACAUUUCACACAUAUCUGCUACGACUUGCAUACAUGCUGUGAUCUCAUGCAUACCUCCGCACUUCUGUUAAUUACUUUACAAGCUUCGCACAUUUCGUGCGCAAGCUUUACAUUCACAACAUAUCUGUUAC
Messenger RNA from Suillus clintonianus, 1132 nucleotides. RefSeq lists its product as uncharacterized. NCBI's taxonomy places the organism in Eukaryota, Fungi, Basidiomycota, Agaricomycetes, Boletales, Suillaceae. The record is from RefSeq and is a predicted model, not a curated record. The coding region runs from base 1 to 648 and encodes 215 amino acids. Gene Ontology annotation, molecular function: protein binding. The transcript has 5 exons.